Molecule: messenger RNA, 756 nt
Organism: Microthlaspi erraticum
Lineage: Eukaryota; Viridiplantae; Streptophyta; Magnoliopsida; Brassicales; Brassicaceae
Source: the annotation of a GenBank genome assembly
AUGGAAAGGCAUCACAGCAGGAGAAGGACAGAGGUGGAGAACAAUCCACGAGAAACUGAUGAAGAGAGAAUAAACUCUGUCUCAGUUCCUCAGGACUUGCUGGUCGAGAUCUUAUUGAGAUUGCCUUUGAAAUCCUUAGUGAGAUUCGUUCGCGUAUCAAAGUCUUUUGCAACAGCCAUACGCAGUCGAGAUUUCUUCAGAUUGUACUCGCUUCCAUCUCCGGAGCACAAGCAACGUGUCCUCUUAGCUUUCAGUGAAUUAGAUAAAGAAAAAGGAUGCGAGAAUUGGUUAUUCUUCUACUCAUCACCAUCAUCAUCAUCGUCGCCGGUAUUUCUAUUUCGCAAGUCUUUCAGCGCCCCGGACCUUCGUUACAAUAGACCUGAUUACGUCCAAGGGUUGAUAAGUUUUGUCUAUGGUGAAGAACAAAUCAUAGUUAACCCGAGCAUUGGUAAAUCCAUAACCCUACCUUUGGUCAAGUCCAGAGAAAACGUACUGAGAAGGUUUUUGGGGUAUGAUCCUGUUGACGCACAAUACAAAGUAGUGUGCAUGAUCGAGCCAAUGUUCGGUACAGGUACGAGAGUUUCACCUAAUCAUUGCCAAGUGAUGACACUGGGAUUGGGGUCUCAUGAUGAAAACUCAUGGAGAGAUAUCGAGUGUAGCAUCUCUCACCAUCCUCGAUCUAACGGUCUUUGUAUCAACGGGGUUUUGUAUUAUUUUGCUUACGUGGGCACGAGCGUGACGAGACCUAGCUGUUAG